Molecule: messenger RNA, 4194 nt
Organism: Labeo rohita (rohu)
Lineage: Eukaryota; Metazoa; Chordata; Actinopteri; Cypriniformes; Cyprinidae
Gene: slc6a1a
Product: solute carrier family 6 member 1a
Exons: 15
Coding region: 382-2394 (670 amino acids)
Biological process (GO): neurotransmitter transport; sodium ion transmembrane transport
Cellular component (GO): cell surface; axon; plasma membrane
Molecular function (GO): gamma-aminobutyric acid:sodium:chloride symporter activity
Source: RefSeq, a predicted model, not a curated record
CGUUGGGGGGUGUUGACUUUCACAUGACAUUGACGCUCUGGAAAUGUUGAGUAGCUGCUGAUCUCAGACAGUCGUUGCUCGGUGGAUUCAGCACCACUCGCCCGUGGACAGCUCCCGCAGGACCGCUUUACAUGGACAGAACACUCAUUUAUGUGCCAAGUCAUACUGGAAGUUUACAACUUGGAGAGGAAUCUACGGAUACCUCACUGCAUGACACACGGGCAUAUUGCUUUUGGGAAAGAAUCCAAAAUCACUCGGACUGCCUUUACGGGGGAAAACAAUGAUUUCGUGUGAUUCGGUGUCUUCAGGUUAACUGAAACUGUGUCGGGUUCGAUCAUCGGGUGUUUGUGUGGAUCUCUGCUGCUGUCUGAAAUCAGAGACAUGGCGACAAACAACACCAAAAGCACCGAUGGACAAGUUGUGACGGAACUCAACGAGAUCACAACUAACGACAAACCCAAAGCAGAGGACGCCAAACCAGAGAAAAAGAAGAAAGACAUUCCAGACAGAGAAACUUGGGUUGGGAAAUUUGAUUUUCUCCUGUCAUGUGUGGGCUACGCCAUCGGACUGGGCAACGUGUGGAGAUUUCCUUAUCUGUGCGGGAAAAACGGCGGAGGGGCUUUCUUGAUUCCUUAUUUUUUGACGCUAAUUUUUGCGGGAGUUCCUCUAUUUUUUCUUGAAUGCGCUCUUGGACAGUACACAUCCAUUGGCGGCCUUGGGGUUUGGAAACUAGCUCCGAUGUUCAAAGGUGUUGGUCUUGCGGCUGCUGUUCUCUCAUUCUGGCUGAACAUUUACUACAUUGUCAUCAUUGCCUGGGCCAUAUACUACUUAUACAACUCCUUUACCACUGAGCUUCCAUGGAAAACUUGUAACAAUCCAUGGAACACAGACCGAUGCUAUACAAACUACAGCAUAGUAGACACCACCAAUCUCACCAGCGCUGUCAUGGAGUUUUGGGAACGCAAUAUGCAUCAAAUGACUGAUGGCUUAGAAAAACCUGGUGAAAUUCGUGUGCCACUUGCAAUAACACUGGCCAUUGCCUGGGUCCUCGUGUACUUCUGUAUCUGGAAAGGUGUUAGCUGGACUGGAAAGGUUGUUUACUUCUCUGCCACCUACCCAUACUUCAUGUUGUUCAUUUUGUUUAUCCGUGGAGUGACCCUGCCUGGGGCUAAAGAGGGAAUCAUGUUCUAUGUCACUCCAGAUUUUGAGAAGCUGAAGGAGUCUGAGGUUUGGCUGGAUGCUGCAACGCAGAUUUUCUUUUCCUAUGGUUUGGGUCUAGGCUCUCUUAUUGCUCUGGGCAGCUACAACCCUUUCAAUAACAAUGUGUACAGGGAUUCUAUCAUCGUGUGCUGUAUAAAUUCCUUCACUAGUAUGUUUGCUGGAUUUGUGAUUUUCUCUAUUGUGGGCUUCAUGGCACAUGUGACAAAGAGACCAAUAGCUGAUGUAGCAGCAUCAGGUCCUGGUUUGGCAUUUUUAGCUUAUCCAGAAGCUGUGACGCAGUUGCCUGUCUCACCACUGUGGGCUAUUCUCUUCUUCUCGAUGCUGUUGAUGCUGGGAAUUGACAGUCAGUUCUGCACAGUGGAGGGCUUCAUCACUGCUCUGGUGGAUGAAUUCCCAAGGCUGCUCAGGAGAAGAAGAGAGAUUUUCAUUGCAUGUGUUUGCAUUGUGUCCUAUGCCAUUGGGCUGUCCAAUAUCACACAGGGUGGCCUCUAUGUGUUUAAACUCUUCGACUAUUACUCAGCCAGUGGAAUGUGUCUGCUCUUCCUGGUGUUCUUUGAGUGUAUCUCAAUCUCCUGGUGCUAUGGUGUAAACAAGUUUUAUGAUAACAUCCAGGAAAUGAUUGGAUACAAGCCUUGUCUAUGGUGGAAACUGUGCUGGGUUUUCUUCACCCCUUUAAUUGUUGCUGGCGUGUUCCUCUUCAGCGCGGUGCAAAUGGUUCCUCUUACAAUGAACAACUAUGUGUUCCCCAAAUGGGGGCAAGGAGUGGGCUGGCUCAUGGCUCUAUCCUCUAUGGUUCUCAUACCUGGUUAUAUGGGCUACAUGUUCCUCACCCUGAAGGGUACAUAUAAGGAGCGGAUCAGGAUAAUGCUGCAGCCUGCAGCAGUCAAGCGUGCUCAGGAGAACGGGCCAGAGCAACAGCAGCUGCAGACGCAGCCGCAGCAACCAGAGCAAUCACCGCAGCAACAACAAUCACCACAACAACCGCAACAACCAGACCAAGCACCACAGCAACCGCAAUCACCACAAUCACCACAAUCACCACAGCAACCGCAACAACCACCGCAGCCGCAGCCACAGCCGCAGUCGCAGCCGCAAUCUCAGCCUCAGCCGCAGCCACAGGUGCAGGCUGAUAGUUCUUCUCCAACUAACCCUGGCAAUGAUGCCAACAUCUAAAACCAGUAGAAAUGAACCCCAGCAGAAAGCAAUCAAAGAUUAACAACACAGAAGACUUCCAUGUUUAUACAGUAAUAGAAUCAUCUACCUCCAGGGGUCAUACAUAAUCAAGCUAAACAUGAAAAAAGCAAAAGUAAAAAACAAAAAAAAAACAAAAAAAAACAUACACAUAUAUAUAUAUAUAAAAAAAGAAAAACGCAAACACAAAAACACUUGCAUUUGAAAAACUUACACAAAUUAUGUAAGCUUUCCAAAUGUAAAGCAAAGAGUGUCAGUGUUAAAUGACUUGUACUAUGUAUUAUGUGAAUUUGUCUCUACUAAGGUUAUACUGUGAGUUAGAUUUAAGGACAGUGCAUUGUUUUGCAAUGCAUAAGCUAUUUAUGUGAGGUAUGUAUUGUUUCUAUGUUUUACUGGGGACAAAGCGGGAAUCCACGAGUAUCAGUGGGCGAGAUUAUGUUACAUUCUGGGUCAUUUGGGAAAACCGAGGUGUAUCACGCAAGCCCUGUGUCUGAAGCACAAAGAAUUUCUAAUCGGUAGAGCCCUUGGGUGACCCGUUACGUGUUCUUGCAUAUUUUUGUUGAGAGAGACUGUUACUAUUUAAUUUUUCUUUUCUGAGAUACAAAAAAAAGAGAAAAUACUUGUAUGUGAUUAAAACAUUUUUAGAAUUAUUUUUAGAAUGCUUUGUACUUUAACGUUGAGACCAAGGACCAAAAUCAUAGACUUAAGCAAAAACAAAUCUAUGCCUGCCAGUGUGUAGUUUGUAAAGCACAGGGUACAAAAAUACUGAAAAUGAAAACAUCGCAAAACACAGGGUGAACAUUUUUGCUGAUUAUUAUACAGAUUAUUGAUGAGUACUGUCAAUUCAGUGUUCUGUUUACAUGUCCCCUCAGGAAUAUCCAAAAAAGAAAAAAGAAAAAAAAAAAAAUAAGAAAAAAAAAAUCUCAGAUAUGUCUCUGACCCUGAGUGCAUAUCUGCUCCUUAAGCCUGUGAUUAAUGUAGUCGUGAUUUGCAUGACCAUUAGUUACUUCAUGUGCCAAAAUGUUGAAUAGGUGCAGUGCUAAAACAAAACAGAAACGCACACACAAACUGGCCACUCGAUGACAAUGGUUUACACUACUUGACUGUGCCAUGCUUGAAAAAGUAUACUAAAUAUUUAUAUGGUAUAAUAGUUAUACCGUAUUUGAAGUAAGUAGCACAAACUAUAAUACGCAAGGGUGUUUUGGCCCUUUUUUCCCCCCAGAAAGCACAAAACUUAAAAGUACAGAGACUUCUCUAGCGCUAUAGGGCAAUGAUGUGGUGACAGUUUGCGUCAAAGGCAGCUACAUGUGAAAAGCGUUCGGUCACGUUAAACAUGUUUACUAAGAGGAGAUACGUACCUACAUAAAAUGUGAAAUGGCUAUGUCCUUUGAAUUUUGUACAAAGUUAUUUUACUGCCGUUUUAUCUGGAACUCUCUUGUAAAAUCGUACUGUGUAAAACAUGUAACCGUGAAUGUCUGUACUCCAUUAUUAAGUUUUUGUCUAAAUGUUGACAUAUUUGAAAAACAAUUGCUGUUUUCUGCAAUAAUAUUUUGAUCUCUGAAGCACAUAUCUAAUGGAAAUUAUGAGUGAAGAUGAUUAUAAAAAGGAUUAUAAAAGAAAUAGAAUUUAUGUCUCGUAAGAAAUACUAUUGUUUUGUAUAUUUUUAACUGUUACACUGCCUAAAAUUAUAACAUAGGACAUGUAUUUAAAUGGUGUCAUACAAAAAAAGCACGAUUGUUAUGUAAAAUGUAUGAAUAAACAGAAAAUAUUCGUAGUCUAUAA